This is a messenger RNA of Misgurnus anguillicaudatus (oriental weatherfish), 5526 nucleotides long. The record is from RefSeq and is a predicted model, not a curated record. NCBI's taxonomy places the organism in Eukaryota, Metazoa, Chordata, Actinopteri, Cypriniformes, Cobitidae.
UCCACCUUCAGUUCCACCCUCUGAUCACAAAGUAAAAAUCAUUGGAAACAGGUGAGCUCGAUCAGAACGGAUCUCUACAGGGUUAGUGAAGAUGUUCCAGAUGAAGAUGCUGGAAUGGGCCAUAGUGCUACUGGGCCUACAGUCUGCAUAUGCAAAAUUUUUUAAAGAUGUCGGGGACAUGGGGAUAGAACCAUUGGAUGCUGUUUGGACAACAACAGUUCUCCCCACUGUGACAACGUCAGAACCUAAUCCGGAUCAUCCAUCCACCUUCUGUAGCACAUGGGGGAAUUUUCACUUCAAGACCUUUGAUGGUCAUUUCUUUCAAAUGGCUGACACAUGUAACCACAUUCUGGCAGUGAUGUGUGAUGUACCUGUCUCAGAUUUUAACAUCCAAAUGCAAAGAACAACGGUGAAUGGCUCGGUUACUUUCACCUCAGUCACAUUAGACCUGGAGGGGACGACCAUCAAAUUAAGUCAAGGCAACAUCUUCAUGGACGACAAAGUGGUUUCUAUUCCCAUGAGUCGGAAUGAAAUUAAAAUCGAGGGAAGCUCAUCGAGUGUUAAGAUCUCCAAAUAUGGAGUGACUGUUAUUUGGGAGGAAGAAGAUCACUCUGUGGUGAUUGAACUUGCUGAGAAGUACCGAGGUCAGAUUUGUGGACUCUGUGGAAACUUCAAUGGCAACACCACUGAUGACAUGAUUUUAAAAGAUCCAGAAACAUGGAAGGUGUCUGUAUCAGCUGAACCCUGUGAGAAAAUUCCACUUCCUCCCAGCAAUCAGUGUAAAAAACAGGAUGACAUUUGUAAGCAGUAUCUGAAGAGUUCAGGGUUUGAUAACUGUCACCAUGUGAUGGAUCUGAGUUCAUUUGAGAAAGUUUGCGCAGACGACCUUUGUCACUGUCCUGGAAACCAGAAGUGUGUCUGCCACACGCUUACAGAAAUAUCACGACAGUGCACGCAUGCUGGUGGCAGGCCAGGAAAGUGGAGAACAGACAAACACUGUCCAAAGACAUGUCCACUAAACAUGGAAUACAUGGAGUGUGCUGGCCCAUGCAAAAACACCUGCUCUGCCCCAAAUGGAGCCCUGCUGUGUACAGAUAACUGUGUAGAUGGCUGUUUCUGCCCUGAGGGCACUGUGGAAGAUAACAUUGGUAACAGUGGUUGCGUUCCAAUAAACAAAUGCCCAUGUAUGCACAACGGCAAAAUAUAUCAGCCUGGAGAGUCAUACAAGCAAGCGUGUAAAAAAUGCGAGUGUGCGGCUGGACGCUGGAGUUGCACGGAUGUGGAAUGUCCUGGAAUCUGUUCUGUUGUAGGAGGCUCUCACAUCACCACCUAUGAUGGAAAAACCUUCAGCUUUAAUGGCAACUGUGAAUACAUCCUCACUAAGCACUCUGAUGACAGCAGUAUCGCUGUUGUUGGAAGUCUGGACAAGUGUGAGCCGAGCCGAACAGACAUGUGUUUGAAUUCUGUUACUCUGGUCAUGUCAGACACGAUAGUGACCACUGUAAUUUUUUCGUCCAAUGGGACUGUCAAGCUAAAUGUAAUCAGUCCAGAUAUGUUGCCAAUAAUCACAGGGCAACUGGCCAUCUUCCAGCCCUCAUCAUCCUUCAUUAUCGCUGAAAUAAAGAAUUUUCGUCUAGAAAUCCAACUGUCUCCAAUCAUGCAGUUGUAUAUUAUAGCCAGCACCUCAGAGAAAGGCAAAAUGAUUGGUCUGUGUGGGAACUAUAACGGUGUCCAGAAAGAUGACUUCAAAACAGAUUCAGGCAUUAUAGAGGGAACACCAACAUCCUUUGUUAACUUUUGGAAAAAAAACCCAUACGCUUGUCCAGAUGUUGAAAACACAUUUGACAACCCCUGCAAUCUGAGAGUGGAAACAGAAAAACUUGCAAAAGACUGGUGUUCCCGUCUGACGGAUCCAAAUGGAACCUUCUCCUCAUGUCAUUCAGAAAUAUUUCCAGACAUUUACUAUCAAAACUGCGUUUAUGACACCUGUAAGUGUGCUGAUAUUGGGAAGUGUAUGUGUGCUGCCCUCUCCGCCUAUGCCCAUGCAUGUGCCGAAAGAGGGAUCAUUCUCCACGGAUGGGUGGAUUCAUACCCCUGUGACAAAGUGUUUGAGUGUUCAGAAAAUAUGAAGUACUCCUACAAUGUGACUGGUUGUAGCAAAACCUGUCGUUCUCAAUAUAAAACCGACUACAUCUGCAAAGUGUCUACACCUGUGGAAGGCUGUGUUUGUUCAGAAGGGGCUUACCUAAACGAUGCAGGCCACUGUGUGAAUGCUGACCAGUGUCCUUGUUACUAUAACGACCUGGUCAUAGAGCCAUCAGGAUCAGUAAACAUAGAUGGUGCCAACUGCACCUGCACUCUCGGCAAAUUACACUGCGACAGUCAGGAAGACUGUGUGGCUCCAAUGGUCUAUGUCAAAUGUUCGAUGAGUGAACAUGGAAAAACAGGAGCAGAGUGUCAAAGGACAUGCCAGAACCAAGAUCCACAUAACUGCGUCAGCACAGGUUGUGUAUCAGGAUGUAUGUGCCCAGAUAAUCUGCUAGCUGAUGGUCAAGGUGGCUGUGUAGAGAAGGAAAACUGUCCCUGCUUUCACAAUGGAUUAACUUAUUCACAUGGGGAUGAGAUUCAAAACGAAUGCAACACCUGCAAAUGCAAAAAAGGGAUGUGGAGUUGUACUGAUAAAGAUUGUUACAGCACCUGUACCAUCUAUGGUGAAGGACAUUAUAAGACCUUCGAUGGAAGAAGAUAUUUUUACCACGGAGGCUGUGAAUACAUCUUUGCACAAGAUUACUGCAACAUGGAAAAGAGUCAAUCCUCAUUACGCCUUGUUACAGAGAACAUUCCCUGUGGCUCCACUGACUUCAUUUGCUCCAGAUCUAUCAAUCUUUUCUUUGGGAAAUACAAGGUGGUUUUAUCUGAAGUGGAUGGAGUAAAAGUUGUUGAAACCAAUGGAACUGACUACCAAUAUCAAGUCAAUACUGUGGGGAUGUACACUAUCAUUGAGAUCAAAAAGCUUUUAAAUUUAAUUUGGGAUGGCAAAACAACCCUGAUGCUCCAACUCCAUCCCAGCUUAAAGGGCAAAGUGUGUGGACUGUGUGGAAACUUUGAUGGUAAUGCAAAUAAUGACUUUGUAAAGCACGAUGGAGAAAAGGUCACUGAUGCGGUGGCGUUUGGGAACAGCUGGAAAGUGAAUCCAAGCUGCCCGGAAGUGAACAGUUUGAUAGACCCUUGUGAGAAAAACCCUCACCGGAGUGCCUGGGCUCAUAAGCAAUGCAGCGUCAUUACAAGCAAUGUCUUUAAAGACUGCCAUCCACAUGUGGACUCUGCCCCAUACUAUGAUGCCUGUGUGAGGGACACCUGUGCAUGUGAUUCUGGGGGAGACUGUGAUUGUUUCUGUACAGCAGUGGCUGCUUAUGCAGCUGAAUGUCGAAAGAAAGAGGCUUGCAUUGAAUGGCGGACUCCAAAUAUUUGUCCUUUAUUCUGUGACUACUACAAUGACCCAGUGGGAGACUGUGAGUGGCACUACAGAACCUGUGGUUCGGCCUGCAUGAAAACAUGCAAAAACCCAGAAGGGAACUGUUCCAGUCAAAUUCCUCUCCUAGAAGGGUGUUUUCCCAAGUGCCCUUCUGACAGGCCAUUUUUAAAGGAAGAAAACCAAAAAUGCGUCACAGAGAAAGAGUGUGCUCCUGUGUGUGUAUAUGAAGGAAAGGAGUUCAUGAUUGGUAAAGAAGUGUACCACACCACAGAUGACAACGGCAUGUGUUUCAAAGCUGUGUGUGGGUCAAAUGCAACAAUAAUUACAUAUAAGGAAAAUUGCAUCAACGCUGGUAUAUCCACAACUACAGGACCAAAAACACAACCAACAACAUAACCAUCAACAGCAACUCAAACCACUGAUGUGUCCACAUCUACUGGACCAUCAACAGGAACAACACAAUCAACCACACAACCAUCAACAACUACUCAUACAACUGAGGUGUCCACAUCUACUGGAACAUCAACAACACAACCAACAACAGCAUCACAAACAACUGGUAUGUCCACAUCUACAGAAUCAUCAACAACACAACUAUCAACAGCACCACAAACCACUGGUGUGUCCAUAACUACAGGACCAUCAACAACACACUAUCAACAGCUACUCAUACCACUGGUAUGUCCACAUCUACUUGACCAUCAACAAUACAACCAACAACAGCACCACAAACUACUGGUGUGUCCACAUCUACUGGACCUUUAACAAAACAACCAACAACAGCUACUUAAACUACUGGUGUGUCCAUAACUAAAGGACCAUCAACAGGAACAACAGAAUCAACAACACAACCAUUAACAGAGGAAACAACACAACCAACAACACAACUAUCAACAGCUACUCAAACCACUGGUGUGUCCACAUCUACAGGACCAUCAACAACACAACCAACAACAGUCAAUCAAACCACUGCUGUGUCUACAAUUACAGGACCAUCAACAUGAACAACACAAUCAACAACACAACCAUCAACAGAGAAAACAACACAACCCGUAACUUCCUAUAACGCUUUUUAACCUCCUAAGACCUGGUGUGUCCACUUACGUGGACGUCAAUUUUGUUUUUGUUUGCACCAUAAUACUUAAUUCUGUGUAACUGUAACCUGUUGUACACAAACAUGGACAAUUACACUGCUUCAUGUUUAAAGAAAAAUAUUUGGUAAUUAUAUGUAUUGGUUCUUUCUAACCCCAAAUAGCUGGAAUAAACCUAAAAUGCAAGCCAAACCAAAGCUUGGGUCUUAGAAGGUUAAAGUUUCUCUUAAAGUAAUCAAAAAACUUUCUUGCAGUAACAUUAGUAGACCGUUUCCCUAACAAUUCAAUUAAUACAUGUCCUUAAAACGUUAGCAUUAGAAAUGUUAUAACUGCAUCUUUAGCAGAACAUUCUAAAACCAUUAACUUUGAAAACGUUACCAUUGCAUAGGUGAUGUAAUGUUCUGAAAACAUUGGCAUUAGAAACAUUAUAAAUGCAUUGUUACUAAAAACAUUAAUAUUGAAAACAUUACCAUUGCAUAGGAAAUGUAACAUUCGUUACCAUUAGAAACGUUGUAAUUGCAUAGUUGGCAGAACGUUCUAAAACCAUUAACUUUGAAAAUGUUACCAUUGUGUAGGUAAUGUAACGUUCUUAAAACGGUAGCAUUGCAAACAUUAUAGGCCUAAUUGUAUUGUUAGUGGAAUGUUCUAGACACCUUAGCAUUGAAAACAUUACAAUUGUGUAUGUAAUGUAACGUUCUUAAAAUGGUAGCAUUGAAAACUUUAUAAUUGUAUUGUUAGUGGAAUUUUCUAGACACCUUAGCAUUUAAAACAUUACCAUUGUGUAUGUAAUGUAACAUUCUUAAAAUGUUAGCAUUAUAACAUUAGCAUUAUAACAUAAACCAUUGCAUUGUUAGUGGAUUCUAAAAUUAUUAGCAUAAAAUGUAUCUUCUGGGGAUUUAAAGAAAUUUAAGUAAAUGUAAGGAUGAGUUUAAUAAAAAGGCCUAGUCCUGGAUUAAUAAA